Molecule: messenger RNA, 3460 nt
Organism: Nerophis lumbriciformis (worm pipefish)
Lineage: Eukaryota; Metazoa; Chordata; Actinopteri; Syngnathiformes; Syngnathidae
Gene: srpk1a
Product: SRSF protein kinase 1a
Biological process (GO): spliceosomal complex assembly; intracellular signal transduction; peptidyl-serine phosphorylation
Cellular component (GO): cytoplasm; nucleus
Molecular function (GO): protein serine/threonine kinase activity; ATP binding
Source: RefSeq, a predicted model, not a curated record
AUACCGCUGAAGUCGCUCGCUCCGGCGAACCAGUGCGCAUGCGUGGAAGAUUCGGUCACUGGCGGUGUAGCUAACAGCUAAGCUACGACUCCAGUCAACAUGGAGAAAAAAGUUUUGGCUCUUCAGGCGAGAAAGAAACGGGGUAAAGCCAAGAAGCCCUGCAAAAAUUUGUCUUACAGGCAGCCUGUAAAUCCCAGAAGUCGUCAUGAACCCCAACAAGAAGCAUCGCCUCAGGAACCUGAGGAACCUGAGGAGAUCCUCGGCUCUGAUGAUGAAGAGCAGGAGGAUCCUAAUGACUACUGCAAAGGGGGCUACCAUCAUGUAAAAGUAGGUGACCUUUACAAUGGAAAAUAUCAUGUCAUCCGGAAACUGGGCUGGGGCCACUUCUCCACGGUGUGGCUUUCGUGGGACAUCCAGAUGAAGAGGUUUGUGGCAAUGAAAGUGGUAAAGAGUGCAGAGCACUACACAGAAACUGCUGUGGAUGAGAUCAAGCUUCUCAAGUCUGUAAGAAACUCAGACCCCAACGAUCCUAAAAGAGAGAUGGUGGUUCAGAUGGUGGAUGACUUCAAAAUCUCUGGUGUCAAUGGAACUCAUGUUUGCAUGGUAUUUGAGGUUUUGGGACAUCACUUAUUAAAGUGGAUCAUUAAAUCCAAUUACCAAGGUUUGCCCCUACCUUGUGUAAAGAGCAUCAUCAAACAGGUUCUCCAAGGCCUUGACUACUUGCACACAAAGUGUGAGAUCAUCCACACAGACAUUAAGCCGGAGAAUAUCCUGAUGAGUGUUGAUGAGCCUUACGUUCGCAAGCUGGCGGCAGAAGCUACAGAAUGGCAGCGGUCAGGGGCGCCGCCUCCCUCUGGCUCAGCAAUAAGCACUGCUCCUGCUCCAAAACAGACAGUCAAAAUGUCAAAAAAUAAGAAGAAAAAGUUAAAAAAGAAGCAAAAGCGACAGGCAGCAAUGCUAGAAAAGUGCAUCAUGGACCUGGAGGAGAUGGACAAGACCACAGAGCUACAGGAGGAAGAUGAGGAUGGUGAUGAAGAGCCGUUGUCUCCAAAGGGUCGAGCUUGUGCUCCUCUCAGACAGAUGUCCAUGCAGGAUGUGGAGAACGAAGAUACAGAAGAGAGUAGUGUGAAUGCAGAUGUGUUGUCCGAGCUGAACUGUAAUGGCCAUGUGGAGGUGGUGCAGAGACCACCGUGUUGGAGGGAGGAGGACCAACAAAAUGGCAACACCGGGACCUCAGAGCAGUGUGUCCUUCUGGAUAAAAAACACCAGGAAUUUCCUGUCCACUCCAUCUGCAAUGGUUUGUAUCCUGCUGAACUUAAGGAGCUGGACACUGAGAUUGAAGGUGCUCACUGCAGUGGGGUGACAAGAGCAAGACACUUUCCUGCUGAGCUGGAGGAGGGAGCGUUAAAACUGAACAUUUGUCGGGAGGUAGGAGAAGAUGGGCCUGAUUGUCAAUAUAGAAGCGACGAAAGUCUGCAAAACGGUCAGUCCGACAAAGCCAGUCACAAUUUUUACAGAAACGAGUGGUGGUGUUUAUUGAUCCACUUAAACUUUACAGCGUUCAUAUUUUCCGAGCUUUCUCUUAUCUGUCUGUGCUUUGAUGUAGACAAGUUAACAGCAGGAUCCCUGCUAGUUAACCCCCUUGAGCCAAUCAACGCAGACAAGAUCAAGGUCAAGAUUGCCGACCUGGGAAAUGCCUGCUGGGUGCACAAGCACUUUACUGAAGACAUCCAGACACGACAGUAUCGGUCCUUAGAGGUACUCAUCGGUGCUGGUUACAGCACACCAGCAGAUAUCUGGAGCACAGCCUGCAUGGCCUUUGAACUUGCCACAGGAGACUACUUGUUUGAACCACAUUCUGGCGAAGAUUAUUCCAGGGAUGAAGACCAUAUAGCCCUGAUCAUUGAGCUGCUGGGGAGUGUCCCACGCAAACUCAUAAUGAAUGGCAAAUAUUCCAAGGAUUUUUUCACCAAGAAAGGGGACCUAAAGCACAUCACCAAGCUGAAGCCGUGGGGGCUGCUGGAGGUGCUGGUGGACAAGUACGAGUGGCCCUGUGAAGAAGCUGAGUGCUUUACCGACUUCCUAAUUCCCAUGCUGGAGCUGGUCCCCGAGAAGAGAGCCACAGCUGCAGAUUGCCUGCGACACCCCUGGCUGGCCCUCUAAUGGACGCCUCCAGUAUCUGCACCUCUCUUCCCUUCCUCUCCUCCAGAGACUGCAACAGAUCACUUUCCAGUUUGGGCAUAUCAUAUGAAUAUUUAUUUCUUUUUGUUUAGUUGUUUUCUUAUGUUCUCAUUUCGGAGCUAAUUUGUAUGUUUGCUUUGUAUUUGUUGGUUAUUCUCUCAGUGCGACGGUGAUGUUACUUGGUUGGCUUCUCCUGCUAUGGUCCAUGUACCCACCCAACUGAGCAACACUGGUAUUGUACUGCUAGUGACUCAUCCUUGUUUGUUACACUCCUGCACUAAAACCCCAAACUAAAGGAUAAUAUGUAGCCAUGUCCCCACAAUAAGGACUCAUUUUCAUAUAGUUUAAUUAGUAUGGUUCCCCCUUUCUUUUAAAACCAGUUAGUUUAUCUUCCAUUUAACAUGUAUGAUACACAUUUUGUAUUUGUAAAGACGGCUUAGAAAAUUGCACAUGGGGCUGACCUUUACACUGACUAUGGUAACGUUCAAGCAGCAUUUCUCCAGACAGACGUGUGUUGUGAAGCGUUGUUGUCUGCUGAUGCACAAACCAUUUGUGUUGCGGUGCAAUAGCUAAAUACUAGUGCGUAAAAUGAUAUCGAUGUAAUAAUUUGCAAGUCCUUUUUCAACCAAUGUUCUAUUGAUAACAGUGCAAAUAUGCUUAUUCACAAAUGGAACUUUUUGUUGUGAUGUUUCAUUGCAUACACAUGGCAGUUUUUGUAUAUUGGCUGAAUUGAUGAAUCGUCUUAAUGGUAACAAAACGCGCCUCUAAUAUUUUGUUUGUACUGUAUUCAAUUGAAUGUGUACUCUGAAAGGAUGUGCAAAUAUAUGACAUUUCUCACACGUUUCUUCCGAAUCUCCAAGAGUUAUUGGUCUGUUUAGUUAUAAAAGCAGCUCUUUCAUUGUAGUCUUCUGACCCUAAAAUUCAGGAAUUUGGUGAUUUAACAAAACAAAAAGUAAGACCAUUGAAAAGGAAAAAAAAAGUGACAAUAAUUGUAUAUAUUUGUACCAAAGAGUUUGCCUUUAUAUAUAUUACAGUUCUGUACAGUUUUUAACAAAUCAUAUAGCUAAAGUGAUUUAGCUGUGUAGCUGUGUUUUAAUACAUGGAUGGAUGAUGUUUGUGCUUGAGUGUGUGUGUGGCCAACUCUUCAAUACACAUUUUAUUGUAAGAGAGGAAGUUAAUGUGUUAGGAACUGCUCAUGUCAAAGUAAGCUUAAAGUACAUAGAUUUGUGUGAGCAAAGCUGUAAAACACGUUCUAGAAUAAAACCGAUGUUGCAAACGG